AUGCGUUACGCAUACGCGGUACACCCAGCGCGGGUAUCACAGGUUAUGUGGGACUCCUCCUGUGGCCCCACCCCCGAAGGGGCUAGACAAGAAACAGGAGUUUACCCACUAAAACUCAGCGAUGUCCCUCGCAUGGAAGGCGAUGCACGGGAUCGGCCCGGAGACAAUACACCGCGCGUGAAGGAUUCUGAUGUGCCGGAGCUGGCGGCGGAGUACCCACGCCUGAUCGUCGACACCACCGCAUUAUGCAUAGAAAUAGUCAUGUCUUUAGUGUUCAUUGUGGGACUACAUAGGUCCAAGGAACUCGACCACGUAGACCACCAGGGAGAUGUCGUAGUGAUUAAUCAUGUUCAUGGUGCUCCAGAAGACGAACAACAGCAACAAAACCAUCACUUGCAUCGACAUCCAGAUAACCCAUGGCCUUACUAA
This is a messenger RNA of Diatraea saccharalis (sugarcane borer), 429 nucleotides long. The record is from the annotation of a GenBank genome assembly. Lineage: Eukaryota; Metazoa; Arthropoda; Insecta; Lepidoptera; Crambidae.